Molecule: messenger RNA, 4035 nt
Organism: Cavia porcellus (domestic guinea pig)
Lineage: Eukaryota; Metazoa; Chordata; Mammalia; Rodentia; Caviidae
Gene: Cd80
Product: CD80 molecule
Exons: 7
Biological process (GO): cellular response to lipopolysaccharide; positive regulation of T cell proliferation; T cell costimulation
Cellular component (GO): external side of plasma membrane
Source: RefSeq, a predicted model, not a curated record
CAGCACAGUCCUGCUUGGGAAUGCCUUUAUUUUUUUUCCUUUCCUUCCAUUAGGGUGAUGUGCACUGUUCCCUGCCCUAGGGAUACUCCCAGGCUUCACAACUCUGUCAUUCUUUCUGCUUGGCUUUUCAUUUCAUGAGAUCUCAGUGCCUUUCAGUACCACUGAGAAAUGCUGGAUGGAUAGAGGCUUAGAUUGUGUUCCCUUCCUCCUCAGGAAAAUGUGUUUUCUAACAGAUUUAGUUGAAAAAUUUAGAUGCUUCAGGGCUGGGGAUUUAGUUCAGUGGCAUAAGCACUUGCCUGGCAAGUAUGAGGUCCUGAGUUCAAUCCCCAGUACCUAAAAAAUAAAAUUAUAAAAAACUUAGAUGUUUCUAUAGCAUAUUCACCAUGUGUAUGUACUGUUUCUACUAUUGUUUAUCUCUCUUUUUUCUUCUUCUCUAAAUUCACAUUAUUAGUUCCACAAAUAUACUUUACAAGGAAAAUUAUUAUGUCUCUUACUAUAGCAAGCACCGUGUUUGCCCUGGAUUCUCUGGAAGGCACAGCUAGAGACACAGACCUAAAUGAUACUGUUUAUUUGGCAACUCGAGAUCAGUAAUGGAGGACAAAGAAUGAGAGUGGGAAGGAGAGAGAGUUGGUACAAGACACCUUACCGUGCUGCAGCAGUGGGUGCCUGACCCCUCGGAUUCCAGGGAGCCCCUUGGAUGUCUCCGAAUGCUCCACGAGGGUGAUACAAUGGGGAAGUAGUUAUCUACCCACUUCCAGCCAGCUUUGCUCCAGGCCAUCAGCACUGGCUUCCCUGAAUUUCUGAGUUCCAACUGCUUGCACGCAGAACUUCCAAGGGUCAAGGCAACCAAAUAGCUCUGGGUGGAACCAGAGGAGGACAAGAGAGUUACAGGUGCAGUGAGGGGCCGUCCAGUUCUUCCUGUGCUAGAAGGUACACUGGCCCGAAGGCUCACCUGCUUGUCUGUGCUCCCAUCAAAUCUCCAUGCAGGCUGGUGGGCUGGGUGGAAAGAGGGGUGAUGGAGGGAUGAAAUCUUUCCCUUUGAGUGCUGUCAUCGAGCUCACCCAAAGCGCACUCAACUGCUGCUUCUGGAAAGAUGGCAGGAAGGGGCUGGUUGUGCUGUUAAGGGUGCUCUAGGACCUAAGGGUGCUCUAAAGCAUCCACUACAUAUACAGUACAUGGCUUCCUCACACAGUUGCCUGCCAGAGACUCCAAAGGAAUAACAAUGGCUAUAAAAACAAAUUUUAUUGUUUUGUAUUAACUUAUUGUGUGUGAAGAUAUGGACAACUAUUUCAAAGAAAACAAAUGUUAUGGUAGCCACUGUUGAUUUCCCACUGUCUUGUCUUGAAGUUCUGUGUUGUUUCGCUCUGAUCUAUUUUCUUCUGUUUUGUUUCAGUUUGCUUUGUUUCAUUUUAUUCUUUUUAAAGCAAAAAAAAAAAUGUGAAAGCUGGCAUCAUGGCACAUGCAGGGUGGUGGUAGGAAUCCAAUGCUACCCAGCAGGCUAUAGCAAGAGGACCACAAGUCUGGGGUUAAUCUGGGCAACUAAGACCCUGUCUCAAAAUAAAAACAAUGUAAAGAACUGAAAAUGUAACGCUGAGCUUUAUAAGUUCAGUAACCGGCACCAAACAAGGUGAACAAACAAAAAUCUGAGGCCAGCACCAACAGGUAGCCCAUAAAACCCACACUCACUGCCAGGCAGAGCUGGUGGGCCCCUCCCUCUGCUGGGCGCCUUUUCUCCUUGCCUCUCCCAAGUGCCACUGCACCCAGCACCUUUGUUCCUUAGGGCAGUGGUAAAGAGGACUUGCUGUGACUUGCCCGGGCCACACCCUCAGAGGAGGUGACAGAGGGCUCAGAGCAGAGAGCUUCCUCAACCCUGACAGCAUUCUACAGGGCCCUGAAAUUGACGGAAAUGUUUCUGAGUGAACUCAAAUCCUCAAAUCCAAAGUAAAGGGGAAGUAAGAAGAGAGAAAUGCUACCUCUCUGCUGAAUUACUUGUCAUUAGUCUGCAGACAGCAAGAAGAGAACAUCCCCAAAGCGGAGCAUCAGCCUCUGAUUUUUAACAUAAAAGAAAAAGGAGGUUUUCUUCCAAAAACUGUGAAAAAUAAAUCCACAACCUUUGGAGAUCCAGGAAGACUAUCCAAUCUCUCCUCGGGGCAUUUGGCAACGAGCACCGGAGAAUCUCCUAUGGGGAACAACUGAAUCGUCUAUAUCUGCCUUGAGUCGCCAGGCCUCUCUGCUGUGUGGGAUCCGUUCAUGUUCCCAGGAGACGCCCCAGCCCUUCUUGGCUCUAAAUUAUUGGCUUCCAUUUUCCAUCCUGAGCUUCGGCCAACCAUGGGUCACACACUGAAGCAGGGAACACCUCGCCUCAUGCUCUCCUGGCUGCUGGUGCUGGCUGGUAUUGUGUGCUUGGCUUCAGGCAGGCAGGUGACCAAGUCAUUGAGAGAAGCAGUGAUGCUGUCCUGUGAAUACAACAUUUCUGUUAAUGAGCUGGACAGAGCUCGAGUCUACUGGCAAAAGGAUAAACAAGUGGUGCUGAGUAUCGUAUCUGGGAAAAUAGACGUGUGGAGUGAAUACAAAAACCGGACCUUUCUUGACAUUCCUAAUAAGCUUUCACUGGUGAUUCUGACCCUGCGCCUGUCAGACAGGGGUGUGUACACCUGUGUCGUUCAGAAGUCUGAGAAAAGAGUAUUCAAAGUACAACACUUGUCUUCAAUCACGCUCUCCGUCAAAGCUGAUUUUCCUCCCCCUAGUAUAACUGACCUUGGAAAUACAUCUACGGACAUUAAAAGGAUAUUAUGCUUAACUUCUGGAGGUUUUCCUAAGCCUCACCUCUCCUGGCUGGAAAAUGGAGAAGAACUAAAUACUGCCUACACGAUGGUUUCCCAGGACCGCCAGACAGAGCUGUUCACAGUCAACAGCAGCCUGGAUUUCAACACAACGAGCAGCCACGUGUUCAAGUGUCUGGUCAAAUAUGGAGACUAAGCAGUGUCAGAGACAUUCAUCUGGCAGAGACCCCAGCCACCAAAUCCUGAUACUCCUGGUCAUCAGUUCCCAGUGUGGAUCAUUUUGUUAAUUUCCAUAUGCAGUGUGGUUUCUGCCCUCGUCCUAGGGGUCCUGGCCUGGAAAGGGUUUGCCCCAGGAUGGAGAAACAGAAGCAAUCAGGCAAGAGAGCAAAUGAUGAUCUACUGUGCACCUCAGAAGCAGCAAGCUGAGUAGGAUGUUGAAGGUCCCACCUGCUUCUGUGGGACUGACUUCUUCUAGAAAUGUCUUCAGGUGGCCAGGACGACGCUGCCUAUGCUCUGGGACAAAACUCUUCCCUUCCAUGGUUCUGCAGAAACCAACUACAGGAAUGCUGCAUGGAUGUUACAGUAGCUCUGGUUACCUUGAUGGCAGGACUUUGGAAGAAUUCAUGUUCAGAAGGGAGAAUACUAAGGCCCAGGAAAAGGGCCUGUGUUGUGAAGGCCAGAGCCUGAACCUAGACUUUCUUCAGUAAACUAUACACAGAAGACAAAUUUCUUUGAGAAAUAACAGGAACAGUCCUUUUCAUCCCCUACUCUAGUAUGGUUGGAGAGGCAGAGUUUAAAUAAAUCUUCAGUCUUUGGUUCAUAUUGGACUGAUAUGAAAUACUUAUGAGAAAGUUCUCAUUUAAGAUAAUUUUUUACUAGGUAGUAAGUUAUCUUCAGAAACAAUUGAUGAUGGCCUUCCUUAGACCUCUUCCAUAUUUCUAGAGCCUCUGACAUCAGCUGAGAAUGGAAAAGAAGAACCGGCCAACUGCUGUUCCUAUGUUAUCCCCCAUUCUUUCUCUGAAGAGGCCUUUUGAAAACAGUGGAGCAGGCAUGGUCCCAACAGAAACCGGGCCAAUGAAUUAUGCUCAUCUGAAAACGUGUGGUUGUACAGGAAGGGGUGACCAAGUAGUAAUUAAAAUAAAUUAUUACUUAUUACAUUUGAUAAAUGUGUUAGUUCUACUUUUUAAAAGUUGUAUUUUACUUUUAUUAUUUUGAUAUUUUGUGAUAUGAAUAAACUUAUUUGUAAAAGCUA